Messenger RNA from Scatophagus argus, 2374 nucleotides. RefSeq names its product Sp5 transcription factor-like (gene sp5l). The record is from RefSeq and is a predicted model, not a curated record. Gene Ontology annotation, biological process: regulation of transcription by RNA polymerase II. The coding region runs from base 484 to 1578 and encodes 364 amino acids. The transcript has 2 exons. Gene Ontology annotation, molecular function: DNA-binding transcription factor activity, RNA polymerase II-specific; RNA polymerase II cis-regulatory region sequence-specific DNA binding. NCBI's taxonomy places the organism in Eukaryota, Metazoa, Chordata, Actinopteri, Scatophagidae.
GGGGUCAGCAUUUGGUGGAAAUUGAGUGAAAUUAUGAGUAGCCCACCCCUUCACCUAAUAAUCCCCCCUCCUCCUUCCCUCACAUCUCCUCUCUAUUGACUGGCUCUCCUGCAUCAUACUGGAGACCCCGUUGAGAGGAUCUUUUCUCUCUAUAAAGAGAAGAUGCAGCCCCGGCGCCUAUGAGAUGAUCGCGAGGAUUUACUGCGCUCCUCUCUUCCUGUAACUUCAGACGGGCAUCCUCGGCUGCUUCGACACCAAAUCAUCUGGACUGCUUGCGCUCUCAAAAUAUUUACCUUGUGGACUCACGGACAUUUGAAUGACGCGGGAUUUUCCAGUCUGAGCUGCCAGAGUGUCUGAGUCAUCCAAGACCCGAAUGUGAGCAUCUUUUUCUUCUGCGCUCCGAGCUGUAGUUCAGACUUUGUGCGUCGUCGCCUCUCGGCGCAGUUUGUGUUGCAGGUGCGUGGAGAAGGAGCACAAGGACAGAUGGCUGCGUUGGCGAUACAAAGGACUGACAACUUUUUGCACACCUUUUUGCAGGACCGGACGCCCAGCUCCUCUCCAGAGGGAGCACCUAACGCCCUCUCCUUCCUGGCCACCACCUGCAGCCAGGCCUGGCAGGUGGGAGGCGCUAUGGGCUCAGAAGGAUCCCAGUUCCCCUACGAAGGCACCGUCAGCUCCACAUCAGGAAUGUUUCAGCUUUGGAGCAACGACAUGACACCCAGCACAGCUCUCAGCACACACCAGAUGACCUUCACGGUGCCCAAGGUGCAGUUCCCCGGACACAUGCAGUCUGGCCUGGGUCACCAUCAUCAUCAUCACCCCCAUCACCACCACCACCAUGAACUGCCUCUCACCCCUCCAGCUGAACCUCCUUCUUCCUACUCCUUUGAACUCUCCCCUGUCAAAGUGCUGUCCUCGCAGGCACAGGCCAACAGUACCUACUAUCCUCAGCACAACAGUGUAGGACAAAACUUCCCCAGCUUUCUCCAGAACUCCUCAGCCAGGCAUCACCUGCCUGCAGGCCAUGUGGAGGACGGGCAGCAGUGGUGGAGCCUACCCCAAACUAACACCACUCCUUCAAACCACCCGUUUUCCAUAGGCAGGCAGCUGGUUUUGGGCCACCAGCCCCAGAUAGCUGCUCUUCUCCAGGGCACCUCCAAGGGCCUGCUGAGCUCCACACGCCGCUGCCGCCGCUGCAAAUGCCCCAACUGCCAAGCAAAUGGAGGAGGGUUAGAGUUCGGAAAGAAGAGACUGCACAUCUGCCACAUCCCAGAGUGUGGCAAAGUGUACAAGAAGACCUCUCACCUGAAGGCACAUCUGCGCUGGCAUGCUGGGGAGAGACCCUUCAUCUGUAACUGGCUGUUCUGCGGUAAAAGUUUCACCCGUUCAGAUGAGCUACAGCGGCACCUCCGCACACACACAGGAGAAAAGCGCUUUGGGUGCCAGCAGUGCGGCAAGAGGUUCAUGAGGAGUGACCACCUCUCCAAACAUGUCAAGACCCACCAGACCAGAAAGAAUCGGUCUGGGCAGCCUUCACAGAGCACGGACCCUCUGCUCACCAAUAUCAAGAGAGAGUGAUCUCUGUGGUCCAAAAGUGAAGAAUAACAAUCAGUCAAUGAACAGACUUUGUGAUUUACUCUUACUGCCAUAGGUUUGCACUAGAAGAUAAGCAUUCUGCUCCUCCGAACAUCUUCUGUUAAAGCCCUACUUUUGACUUCAAGUAGUACCAUAAAAAUAUAUUUAGAGACCAUCUUUAAUCAAAGUAAUUUUGUGCUGUCUGAGGCAAGGCAGCUUUAAAGAAUACUUGAAAACUUUUUUCAGUGAUAUUGUGAGAGUUUUGCUGAAUUCAGUGUACUUUUCAAGAUUCCACGCAAACUGAUUUCACCUGAAACAAAACUGGCCUCUUUAAAUGUUUAAAUUUCAACUGAUAUGAAAAUCAGAUUUUUUUUUUCAGAGUUAAUUUUGUAAAUAUUUUACCUGUGUGAAGGAUGUGGCACACAUAAGCCGAUCUCCACAAGGUUUACAUUAACAUGUUGUCCAUAUUAUCAUGUUCAAAAUAAAUAUAUGCCUUAGUACAGCUAAAAAUUACAAUUCCUGCUCUCGCAAACGGGUUUAGAGAGGAAAAAAUGCUUCUGUUGCUGUUGAUAAUUAGACUUUAAUUUCAAAAUGUAGGGAUAAUUUCUGAAAUGUGAAUCUUUGAUCUACAGAUUCAUCUCAUCUGCUCUUGCGCAGCAGUGUGAAGCACCAGUGCUCAAGAUUAAAAAACAUUUUAAAUUUUUAAGUUGUUUGUAAAUUAUGUAUAAAUAUCAUCAACAGUUUUAUUGGGGUUAUGGCCGCAUGUAAAUUUUAAUAAACAUUGUCACUGAUGAAACAA